Messenger RNA from Terrapene triunguis (Three-toed box turtle), 1315 nucleotides. RefSeq names its product mitochondrial ribosomal protein L4 (gene MRPL4). NCBI's taxonomy places the organism in Eukaryota, Metazoa, Chordata, Testudines, Emydidae. Bases 98 to 1003 code for a protein of 301 amino acids. Gene Ontology annotation, molecular function: structural constituent of ribosome. The transcript has 9 exons. The record is from RefSeq and is a predicted model, not a curated record. Gene Ontology annotation, cellular component: ribosome. Gene Ontology annotation, biological process: translation.
UGCGCCGGAAGCGGCUCUGUCUCCCUCCCCCGCCGCCGCUCCUGGGCGCUCACGUGGGGCCGACGGUGGCUCUUCGCGCGGCCGGGGACGGGGCGCCAUGAUCCGGGCUGGGAGCCGGCUCUGGAGCCGGGGCGCGGCCGCGCGGGCUCUGGCCACCUCGGCCGGCCGGCUGGGGCUUCCCGAGGCGCCCGCACCCUCCCCACACGUGGUGGAUGCCGCAACCCAGGCAGAAAAGCCGCCCCUGGUGACCUCCAGCGCCCCUGUCCUGCGGGGUUGCCGCCUUGCGAUCCCCUCUCACCGCACGGCCGUGCAGGCCUGGGUGGAGUCGCUCAGGCACUACGAGGACAGACACGUGGGCCUAGCAGACCUGCAUCCCGAUGUCUUUGCAGUAAUGCCCCGGGUCGACAUCCUGCACACGGUCGCAGUCUGGCAGAGGAACUACAAGAGGAUAAGCUACGCCAAGGUGAAGACGCGAGCGGAGGUGCGCGGCGGCGGCAAGAAGCCCUGGCCACAGAAGGGCAGCGGCCGGGCCCGGCACGGCAGCAUCCGCUCCCCCCUCUGGCGUGGCGGCGGGAUCAUCCAUGGCCCCAGGGGCCCCACCAGCUAUUACUACAUGCUGCCCAUGAAAGUGCGCGUCUUGGGCCUCAAGGUGGCGCUGACGGCCAAGCUGAUGCAGGACAACCUGCACGUUGUGGAUGGCCUGGACAUGCCGACCUUUGACCCCCAGUACCUGGCAGACCUAGCACAAUACAGGCACUGGGGCCAGUCCGUGCUGAUUGUCGAUGUCAACAAGAUGCCCGAGAACAUCAUGAAGGCAGCAGCCCGCCUGAAAACCAUCACCCUGGUGCCAGCCCUAGGUCUCAACGUGCACAGCCUGCUCAAGCACGAGACGCUGGUGCUCACGCUGGACACGCUCGCCUUCCUGGAGGAGAAGCUGCUAUGGCACGACUCCCGCUACACCGCGCUGUACCCCUUCCAUCUGCCCUACAGCGACUUCCCCUAGCCCCGAGGGACGGCGCCUGCCGCAGAGAGGCCUCUUGCGCGGCGAGCCUGUUGAGUGAGUCGGCCCCACUGAGCGCGUGCGGAAAGGGGACUGGCGCCGAGGCAGCGUCCCGCUGCUCUCCCACGAUGCACCUGGGGGUUGCAAAGUGGCUUGGAAGUGACUGUUCUCUGCACGGUGGACAGGAGGGAAGCUGGGCCGCGCCCUCGGGGGCGGGAGGAUGGGGAGGGUUGCCUUCUCCGGCUUGCCUGGAGCGUGACUGUUAAACGGCCUGUCCUGCCGACGCACGGCCAUUAAAGAGCUGCCGCUACUGCA